ACGUCCCCUACACCACAGAUCCGCCAUCAUCGUCAAUAUCCCUCCCCCCUCGAGGCAAUUGCUUCCAUCAUAAGACCCUACACUCACUACGUUUCCCAACCAUGGCAUCACUCCGCUCCCUGGGACUUAUAUCGGCCCGCCCCACUCGCACGCUCCUAGCAUCAUCAAAAUCGCAUACACUCCUUCUCCCCGCCUCUUCGAUACUAGCUACCCACCACUUUUCCACUUCCCACAUUGCGAGAUAUGCUACUCCAAGAGGGCCUCUGCCAUCGGGACUUCGUACCAACCGCACGCCAAAUUGGGAGGAGGGGGAGUCAGCACUCGACAAAGCUGGACGCAUAUUCCUCAUGACGGAAAUGUUGCGGGGGAUGUAUGUAGUGUUGGAACAGUUCUUUAGGGCUCCGUAUACUAUCAUGUAUCCGUUCGAAAAGGGACCUAUAUCCCCACGCUUCCGCGGCGAGCACGCAUUGCGGAGAUAUCCAUCCGGUGAGGAGCGCUGCAUUGCCUGUAAGCUUUGCGAGGCCAUAUGCCCCGCAUUGGCGAUCACGAUCGAAGCGGAGGAGCGAGAGGAUGGGAGUAGGAGGACUACUAGAUACGAUAUCGAUAUGACAAAGUGUAUCUACUGUGGGUUCUGUCAGGAAUCCUGCCCGGUGGACGCUAUCGUAGAAUCCCCCAAUGCGGAAUACGCUACCGAGACACGAGAGGAAUUACUCUACAACAAGGAAAAGCUUCUCUCAAACGGAGACAAGUGGGAGCCCGAACUUGCAGCAGUUAUCAGGGCGGAUGCUCCAUACAGAUAACGACAUUUAUUUUACCGCAAAAGCUUGUUUUUAUUACAUUGCCGCUUGGUUGGAUCCGGGGGUUUUAGAUAGUUGAACUGGGGGAUGUGAAUCUCUCCUGCAUCCUUUAUCUUGCGGCGGCAAAAUGGAAACUUUGAGAAACUUCAUUUUGGGGGCAGACUGGGUGGUCGCAAGUAAGCCACAAAGAGGUCCCGGUACAAUUUCUGGCUGAGUACUGGAGCUGUAAUAUGUAUCAUACGCAUGAACGCAAAAUUUUCCUCGUA
Messenger RNA from Tuber melanosporum (Perigord truffle), 1063 nucleotides. RefSeq lists its product as uncharacterized. The record is from RefSeq and is a predicted model, not a curated record. Gene Ontology annotation, molecular function: NADH dehydrogenase activity; 4 iron, 4 sulfur cluster binding. The transcript has 6 exons. The coding region runs from base 102 to 800 and encodes 232 amino acids. Lineage: Eukaryota; Fungi; Ascomycota; Pezizomycetes; Pezizales; Tuberaceae. Gene Ontology annotation, cellular component: membrane. Gene Ontology annotation, biological process: mitochondrial electron transport, NADH to ubiquinone; mitochondrial respiratory chain complex I assembly.